Perca fluviatilis (European perch) is the source of this 1969-nucleotide messenger RNA. RefSeq names its product mesoderm induction early response 1, family member 3 b (gene mier3b). Gene Ontology annotation, cellular component: nucleoplasm. Gene Ontology annotation, molecular function: histone deacetylase binding; transcription corepressor activity. The coding region runs from base 311 to 1888 and encodes 525 amino acids. Lineage: Eukaryota; Metazoa; Chordata; Actinopteri; Perciformes; Percidae. Gene Ontology annotation, biological process: negative regulation of transcription by RNA polymerase II. The transcript is spliced from 13 exons. The record is from RefSeq and is a predicted model, not a curated record.
CUCGCUCAGCUGCUUUGGUGUAGCGGCUGUGUAAAUUGAUACGUAAAUUUUACGUUAGCUUGCUGGUUAAAGGAAAUAACUGAUUAUAUCGUGUUUGUUAUGAAUGGAAAUUUAUUUUUUCUGUUUGGGCUAAAUUAGCGGCACCUGUAUUGUAAAGAUCAUCCAACUCUAUCGAUUGCAGUACCGAGCAAACCAAAUUACUGUUUACAUUUGUCGAUGCAUAACGUUAACGUUAACGGCUUCCCUAGGGAGUUCAAGUCCAGUUGGCUCUUUAUCGUCGGAGGACCAUGACUUUGACCCAACAGCAGAAAUGUUAGUCCAUGAGUAUGAUGACGAAAGGACUCUAGAGGAGGAAGAGUCUCUGGAUGGAGGAAGGAAUUUCAGCUCAGAAAUUGCAGAUCUUGAAAAGGAGGGGAACAUGCCGUUGGAGGAGCUUUUGGCCAUCUAUCGCUAUGAGGCCUCUGCAGGGUCUAGUAUAGACAGCUCCUCUGGAGACCUGACUGAUGAGCUGCCUGACAUGACUCUGGACAAGGAGGAAAUAGCUAAAGAUCUGCUGUCUGGGGACUAUGAGGAGGAGACCCAGUCCUCAGCUGAUGAUCUGACCCCUUCAGUUACCUCCCAUGAGGCUACCGAUUUCUUCCCAAGAACACUUCGAUCUAAUGCUGUCUCUGAUGGUGAUAAAGAGUCAGAGUGUGAUGAAGAUGGCCCAAGCCCAGAGGACUCAAGAAAGGAAAUAAUGGUGGGAACACACUACCAAGCAGAGGUCCCUUCUGGCCUCUGUCACUACAAAGAUGGAGAGAAAGUUUAUGAGGAUGAAGAUGAGUUAUUAUGGAGCCCAGGUAUAUUGCCAGAAAACAAGGUUAGAACAUUUCUGUCAGACGUGUUGUCACGGACCUCAGAUGAAAAGACAGGAUGUGACAAACCAUGGAUGCAUGUUCGAGACAACGAGCAGGCUUUGCAUGAGCUUGUCAAGUGCAACUACAACACUCGCGAAGCACUAGAGAGACACUGCAGCCGUUUAAAGUCCUCAAAAGAAAAAUCACCUCCGUGGUCAGAAGAGGAAUGCAAGAACUUUGAGCAUGCACUACAGAUGUAUGACAAGAAUUUUCACCUCAUACAGAAACAUAAAGUCACAACACGAACAGUAGCUGAAUGUGUGGCGUUUUACUACAUGUGGAAAAAGUCGGAGCGCUUUGACUUCUUUGUGCAGCAGAAUCGGUUUGGGAAGAAAAAGUAUAGCUGCUAUCCCGGUGUAACUGACCUGAUGGACCGGCUGGUAGAUGAAGCGGAGGGCCUGGCAGUGGACAGUUCCUCCUCGGUGUGUUCAGGAGCAGGUGGAGGAGGACGGCUGGAGGCCACCACCGACCAACAGCUCAGCCUGCUGAACUCCAUCACUGCCAGCGAUCUCACAGCUUUGAGUAACACUGUAGCCACAGUGUGCAACCCUGCGGAGGUUGGUUGCAUGGACUCCUACAGCUUUACCCCACUGGAAAGUCUCCAUCGUGGGUCUCUGAACCACGACGAAUCCCUCGGGUUCCCUUCUAAUGGCGCAGACACCGACUGCCUCAACAUGCUCGACGCCGGCUUCUACCACUCUGAUCUGGGCCAGCUAGGGGGAGUGUGUGUCAACAAGGACUGCGAGCGGCCCUCCAAGAGACUCAAGAUGGCCCUGCCUGACUCCUUUAUCAAUGACGUGUCUGUGGGUAACCUUGGAAUGGACUUUGAAGCACGACGGACAACAACGCACCACCACCGAAUCACCGGCGCAAAAAUGGCAGUUUCUGUCACAGACUUUGGGAGUUUGGCUGGCAGCGGCGAGCCCAACGGUUUCCUGGGAGCACAUGCACGGCACCACACACAGCACACUGCGGCACUUCAGUCAGAGUGAUCUUCCUCGUCUUCAUCCUUUUGUUCUUCCCUUUUGAAACACCUUAUCCCACUUGUGCAUAAGACUGACCUCACUGGAGAA